CGAGUCGUUUGGAAAACUUUGGAGGUCUGGGUAGCAACCGGUUUUCUCAUUUACGUGUCAGUGAUUUGGGGGAAGGAUUUGAGGGGUUACAGUGCUGCUCACAUACUAAGUUGACAGACCUGUUUUACUUGAGGAGCUUCCGGCUCGCUCUCUGCCACCUGAGUUUAUGUAAACUGUUCGGUCCAGAGCCUCAGGUAUGAGGCUGAACAAAGAGAAAAGCUGUUGCAAUGAGCAGCUUUCGUAUUAAUUAUUGGAUUCCGCGUACCACGUCGCGAGCUGUCAAAACACAAGAAUGUGCUGUUUGAUUUGAGCUUACCUGCUUGCAACGGACCCUCAAGCACAGAGUUUGGAUUUGAUUGAGUUAGUUUCUACAGUAACAGCAAGAAAAGAGGUGAAAACUGGCCUCACUUUCCUAACAAAGGACCUUUGAUCAAUUGCUUCUGGUUAAAUUGAGUAGCUUUCACUAUAAGGUCAAUAAGGAGGUAUACAUGUGAGUACCGUCAGAUGUACAAUUAAUCAUUCAAGUGUCAAACAUUCUUGUUUGAACCAGAUUUGUUGGUCUUUGGGCCAUCAAGCAGGGCGUAUAGCCUGGUGAUGGCAGGGGAGGGACAGGUGAGAAUGACGUGAUAAAUGUACUUCGUCACUCCCUGCUGCAUUCCAGCUCCAGCUCCACUCAGCGCCAAAGCCUCAGUGAGCAACGCCGCUUCCUAAAGCCGCGGACAGAACUACGCCACACUCAACGCUACUGGACGAAAGCUAGCGGGGUCCUUUGUGCCGGACUGUAAUCCCGGGAUUCCUUUAGCACUGUGGAUAUGAAAGGCAGAGAGGAGGUGCUGGUGCUCAGGCUCGGAUUCACCAUGCAGUCGCCACGCGCCAGGUUGUCCCGUUUCAGGCUUCGCCCGAUCUCGGCCAGGCACAAGCGCGCGAAGCCAUCGUCCCAGAAGGAGACAGUCAGGAACCCCAGCCCCACCGAGAUGAGCGUGGAGCCCUGGGCCAGCCCGCGGGACCAGGCAGCAGCUGAGCACGACGCGCACGCAGCCUCCUCCCAGGACCAGGAGCAGCGCCCCGACCAGCAGUGCGUGGAUUCCUUCUGGAGCGAGGUGGAGACCAUUCGGCAGGGGAGUGGCUACGCGGACCUCGACUGCACCAAGAGAGAGUCCAGACAAUCCGAAGAAGGCGAACAGGAGGAGCAGUGGUUGGCCGACGCCGGCUUGUCCACCCUCAUCAGCGAGGACAGCGAGGAUGUGGACAAAGCGGUGCUGCUGUCCACCCUGACCCGGACCCAGGCCGAGGCCGUCCAGCGUCGACUGGAUUCCUACACGCUGUCCCUCCGUAAGAGGAACAAACCGGCCCCGCGAGACGUCCGCGAUAUCUUCAACCCCAUUACUCAGACUCUUUGUCCCGAGCCCCAGCACAGCGAAGACACUGCCCAAACCAGCAUGGCAUCAAUGGCCAAAACGCCCCAUUCAGCUGCAACGCCGGAGCCUCACCGAGGCGCCCCAAAGGAGGAGUUCUUCAUCACCGAUGUGGCUUACUGCGAACAGGCCGUCAUCUUCCUAAAACAGGCCAAACUUCCCCAGUACACCAGCCAGCGCAGAAAAGAGGACGGCACCCUGCCUCGUGUGAUCUGCCCCAAGUGCCGUCUCGGAGUGACUCGCGUUCAGGACCUCUCUCAGGCCGACAUGAAGAAGGUGCGUCAGUUGGCUCUCAUCGACAUGACGGCGCUGUGCGACCUCUUAGAGCUGGAGGUCAAAAGGCACAAAACCGUCAAAAGGAAAAUCCCAGAGAGCCCGCUGUACGGUGUGCCGCUGGCCACGCUGCUGGAGAACGAUCAGAAACUCAAACCCAACACCGCCACUCCUCUCUUCAUGCAGGAGUUGUUGUCAUUUUUGGAAAAGAAAGGUGUUGAUUCAGAGGGCAUCCUGCGGGUUCCAGGAUCUCAGUCACGAAUAAAGCUUCUGCAGCAGAACUUAGAGGCCAACUUCUACUCCAGGCCGGUCAGCUGGGACGAGGUGAGUCCGAACGACGCUGCCGCGCUGCUUAAGAAGUUCAUCAGGGAACUCCCCGCUCCUCUGCUCACCGCCGAGUACCUCAACACCUUCAGCGCCGUCAGAGACAUCACAGAGUUGAGGCAGAAACUGCACAUGUUGAACCUGCUCAUCCUGCUGCUGCCUGAGCCCAACAGAAACACACUAAAGGCGCUCCUCGAGUUCCUCAGUAAGGUGGUUUCUAGUGAGAAGACGAACAGGAUGAACCUGUGGGCUGUUGCCACCAUCAUGGCUCCCAACCUGUUCCUCCAUAAGGCCGUCCCCAGCAGACUGGCCGAGGGGGCCGAGAAAGGACAUGCGGAGAAGGCCGCCGAUGUCAUGAGGCUCCUCAUCCGCUACCAGGACCUGCUCUGGACGAUCCCCAAUUUCCUCAUGAGCCAGGUGCGUAAGCUGAAUGAGAACAGUCACCGGCGGUACCAGUUCUACGAUCGCCGCAUCAAGAACCUGCUGAGGAAGAUUCACACGGACAGCCGCGAGAAAACGGAUAAAAAUGCCUCAGAGCCAUGCCGCACGGUGAAGAUCCAGGUCGGAGACCUGGUGAGCAGCACCAUGGAGUUCCAGCUCAACGUCAACUCCCGAGCCUCGGACCUGCUGGCACAGUUUCAGCGUCAGUCCCUUCGCAGUCCAGACAAUGGAAAGGGCAAAAUGCGAAGAAACGGUUCCGUGGCGAACGCUGACUGCGCCCUGUACGAGGUGGGAGGGAACAUCGGUGAGCACUGCCUGGAUCCCGACACACACCUUCUGGAUUUGAAUAACAGCAACUCUGGAGGAGAGUGGGUCAUCAAGAUGAAACCCAACGCCAGCAGACAGCUGUGAAGGACGGGCGAACAGAUCGGGGAACAGGUUGCUGAAGAAGGACAAAGGCAGAGCCUAAAAAAAAGCAAAAAAAACAUCAAAUCCACGCAGCCUUCUCAUCUUGUCCUUUUCAUCCUCGGAGCAGCAAGGGAGAAGGAGACAGAUGGUCAGAUGGAGAAAGCAAACGCAGAUAGAAGGAGAAUCUGCCAGGAGCAGAGCCUAAGAACUGUCUAUGAUCAGAUGGACACACUUUGCCCUCCGUCUCUUUCCCCCCAUGUCUUAUUUUUCAUACCUCCACUUCUGCUCUUCUUUUCCUACCUUCGCAUCCCCCCCCCCCUCCGUCGUUCCUCGCCCGCGUCACCGGGCGGCUGCGACGCCGAGAGCUUGCGAGCGGCGCGAGUCUUUGCUUCUGACGGAGGAGGAGGAGGAGGCAGAGACUGGGGGGGGUUUGGCUCGUCUUUUCUCUCGUCUCACGCAGUCAUCUCCGGCCAUGAGCGAGCAGAUGGUGAUGCAGAGCACCUCUGGCCAUAGAGAGUAGGGAACCUGUCCCCCCCCCACCCCCACAUCUUCAGGUCGGCCAGAAAACGUGUUUUCAAAUCCUAGUCUUUUUCCUAAUUUCCAGACAUUUAGGGGACUUACGUGGAAGAUAAGGAGAUAUUUACCUUCCAUUCGUCUCACGCGACGUCUCUCGUUUACUCCCACAACCGCGUGGAAUCGCAGUGACCGCAGCGGUUUCGCAUUUAACUUGCAGAAAAACUGGACGCCAGUGACUGCAGCUAACGUGGAGACCAAGAGGGACGUCAGUUACCGACUUAUCAAUCAGUGAAUGCGCUGACGGCUACCUCUGCUUUUAUGUCAAUGCAGACCGUUUUCCAGCUCAGACCUUUGGAUCACAAAAGAAAACAAAGACUUUUCUCUGUGCUAAUAAAAGAGGGGAACUGAUAUCUUCUUAUCUGUAAAACCCUGCUGUCUCCUGGGCCUUAUAAAAAAAAGAAAGAAAUCCGUGGACUUCCAAGGACCCCCCUGACCUGUACAGAGCAGUGCUCAAAGAUACUUCUCUUUUUGUGAUACCAAGGGGAUUUAGUGUCACCACCUCAAGGACAUCUGCUGCACCUCUAAAGGGAGCUGUUAAGGACACGGUGAAGCUGGUCUUCAGUUCUCUUUUUUUUUUUUUUUUUUACUGACGAAUGAAGCCUACAGCGCGAGUCUCGGGUUGAACUGGAAUUAUUGUUGUUAUUUAUAUGAAUGUAAUGCCACUGUUGCUUCUGUAUGUGAGUAUUCUGUAGGCUAGAGAGACUUUAGGACAAUAUCAGUAUGUUGUGUGACGUCUGCCACGCUCAGUGUGGACGUUUGCAGUGUUCUUGUACAGAUUUACUGAUGCUGAGUUGUUGUUGUUGUUUUUUAUACAUCCUGAACAGUACAGUGAGAUAAACGCCACGUGUAAAUAUUCA
Messenger RNA from Gasterosteus aculeatus aculeatus (three-spined stickleback), 4294 nucleotides. It is a transcript of the gene arhgap40, whose product is annotated as Rho GTPase activating protein 40. Gene Ontology annotation, molecular function: GTPase activator activity. Lineage: Eukaryota; Metazoa; Chordata; Actinopteri; Perciformes; Gasterosteidae. Gene Ontology annotation, cellular component: cytoplasm. Gene Ontology annotation, biological process: signal transduction; regulation of actin filament polymerization; regulation of small GTPase mediated signal transduction. The record is from RefSeq and is a predicted model, not a curated record.